AUGCAACAAAUUGGUCGUGACGAAGUUUAUCGCAAGAAAGUCGAGAGUUAUCUGAAAGCAAACAAGAUGUUUGUCGACUGCUACGAUCCUGCCAGCAGGCCUGCUUACACUCAGCAUAGCCUUCUCAAAUCGUGUUCUUGCACAUCAGUUCCAUCGUUAUCACACCACAAAGUUUUCCCUGUCACGUAG
Messenger RNA from Cooperia oncophora, 189 nucleotides. NCBI's taxonomy places the organism in Eukaryota, Metazoa, Nematoda, Chromadorea, Rhabditida, Trichostrongylidae. The record is from the annotation of a GenBank genome assembly.